AAAGAUACUUUGCAUUGCUUGCAGCGGCUGGCAGCGCCCCGCGCGCCCCUCGUGCCCGGCGCGCUAUAAGACAGCGGGCUUGGGGCCCCGAUCCAGGCAUCCAUCAGCGAGGAGCGCACAGCUGACAGCAGAGAGCUAGCAGCAGCCAUGGCCGGGGGCUCCGGGAAGGCGACCUACUACGCGGUGCUUGGCGUGGCUCGUGACGCGUCCGCCGGCGAGAUCCGCGCCGCCUGGCGCCGCCUGUCCCUGAUAUGGCACCCUGACAAGCUGAAGGGGGCAGCAGGAGAUCACUCUCGUCAGAAGGAGCAAGCCCUGGCCAGGUACCACGAGAUCCAGGAGGCCUACAAAGUGCUGUCCGACCCGUCGAGGAAGGCCAUGUACGACCGGGCCCUGCUCCAGCAGCAGCGGUUCGACGAUGCUGCCAACGGCCGCGACAAGAAAUCUUUGGUCGGCGUGCUGGAGCGUCCUGGCGGCUGCGGCACCGUGGACGACCCGUCGGACAGGGUCGACAAGAUAGAGAUCAAGAUCAAGAGCUCCUCCUCGUCGGCUCGCACCGGCAGGCCAGCUUCUGGACGGAUCGACCUGUCCUUCACCUUCACCACCGCGGCGGCGCCCGACGAGGGGACCAGCCCCGGCGGCGGCGGACCCCGGAACGCCCGAUGUGCAGCAGGCUCCUCCUCGGCCCCGCGCCGCCGUGCCGCCCCGCGCUCGAAGCUACAGACUUUGAUCGAGGCCAGGCUGCGGUGCGGCCGCAAAGACUAGCUAUAUAUGCUCCGUUCGCCGGCCGGCGGCCCACCGUGCUGAGAGCUCAAGAAAAUAAUCGUAGCCUAGCCUAGCUCGCUCCUACUUGCAUGUAUCCUAGCGCUAGGUUACCAAAGCUGUCUGUCCAGUCCAGCAAUGGUGGCAUUCAUCCGGUACCCGUGAGUCCCGUAACAAGAGAUGUGUCCUAUGAAUCCGCCAGGCUGAUCGUGCUAGCAGUGUGUGGCAUCACCCAGCAGGGAGAGUAUCUGGAUGUUCUUGAUCUUUCAAAGAUCAAAUAAAAGCUUUGCUUAUUCUCAUUA
Molecule: messenger RNA, 1061 nt
Organism: Panicum virgatum (switchgrass)
Lineage: Eukaryota; Viridiplantae; Streptophyta; Magnoliopsida; Poales; Poaceae
Product: chaperone protein DnaJ-like
Exons: 4
Coding region: 148-762 (204 amino acids)
Source: RefSeq, a predicted model, not a curated record